Messenger RNA from Penicillium concentricum, 861 nucleotides. RefSeq names its product putative plasma membrane ammonium transporter (Ato3). Gene Ontology annotation, molecular function: acetate transmembrane transporter activity. The coding region runs from base 1 to 861 and encodes 286 amino acids. Gene Ontology annotation, cellular component: plasma membrane. The record is from RefSeq and is a predicted model, not a curated record. The transcript has 6 exons. NCBI's taxonomy places the organism in Eukaryota, Fungi, Ascomycota, Eurotiomycetes, Eurotiales, Aspergillaceae.
AUGACUCAAUCCCCUGCGAGUAAAGACGAGGGCAUAUCCAACUAUGCCGACGACGUUCAGCAUGCGGAAUUUGGAGAUAUCACAUCUCCUGCCUUUGAGAGAACCAAGUCUACAGGAAGCAUCAUGAUAUCUCCGGAACUAUUCGAGAAGCUUUACUUGAAUCCCAAAACUCCAGUUGCUGGGAACCUUCGGAGUAUGAUUGGCAAUCCAACCCCGAUAGCUAUCACCGGCUUCGUCAUGGCCUUGACCCCUCUAUGCUUUUGCCUGAUGGGCUGGAGAGGAGCUGGUAACAAUGGGGCUGCUCAUAUUGGAGGAUACAUCUUUUUCGGAGGCAUUCUGUUACUCGUUGGUGGGUUUCUAGAGUGUAUCAUAGGCAACACCUUUUCGUCCGUGGUGUUCAUGUCCUUUGCAUGCUUUUACCUUACCCUCGCCGCGACUAUCCAGCCCUUUUACAGUGCAUAUGCACCCUAUUCACCGUCCCCCGAUGAUCCCACUGCAGGACUCGCGUCGGAGGGGUUCAAUGCCAGCUUUGGGUUUUUCUUAGUUUGUUUCAAUAUCUUAUGCUUUUUCUACUUGAUAUGCUCCUUCCGGACCAAUUUUGUCCUUGUCUAUAUCCUUUUCACCGUCGUCGUUGGUGUUGGCUUCAUUAUCGCGGACUACUGGUACUUGGCCAUGAAUGAGACAGUGCUUGCUGCAAAGCUCCAAGUGGGCGGAGGAGCUAUACUACUCGCAGCAUGUCUCGGUGGAUGGUAUCUACUCUUCUCUUUAUUGCUUGAAUCCGUGGACUUUCCUUUGCGGCUUCCCGUGGGUGAUCUCUCUAGCCAUGUACCGGGACUGUCACAACUUAAGAAGAGAUCAUAA